AUGGCGCAAGCAUCGCAUCCUACCUUCAUUAAUCUCCCUCCUCCCACAUCGAGGCCAGACACACCCUCUGAGAUGCCCGGCACCCCCACGAGUACCACAACCUCCAUGUCGGCCCUCUCGACCACCGCCAUCAAGGACGGCCACCGGGGCCACUUCCCACAGGGGCCGGCUGGCGCCCGCGGCCACGCCCACCAUCCCUCUACUACGAGCCUCGAGGCCGAGCGCGCUGAUCGCAUCUCUCGCCUCGCCGGCCUCGAGCGAGUCUCGACCCUCCGCGCGCCGCCCACCCAGCAUCAGCAGAACGCCAAUGCCUCCUCCCUCUCGCCCCAGACCACGCCCACCUCGACCGGCUUCCCUCCCAACUACCCGCCCAAUACCCACCUGACGCCCGCGUACUUCGAUGCCCAUGGACAGCCCACCGCUGUCACCAAGAUGAGUACCGUCGGUACCGCUAGCGCCACCGAGAGCUAUGUUGGCGACGACAACGAGACCCGCACUGCCCCCGGCGAGCAGGACGAGGACAUGUUCAGCAUGGACACAAACUACCGCGAGGCCGACUCCGUUGCCAGCACCGGCGCCGACCCCGAGCAGAUGGACGAGGACACGGCCCGUUCCACCGGCGGCUACGACGACCGCAUGAGCGACGACGGCUCCGCCAGCCUCGUCGGCUUCGGCGAGGGUGCCAACAGCACCGUCUCCGGUCCCAUCUACCAGCGCCGUCCCAUCCCCGGCGUCGCCGGCCAGGCCGUCGGCGCCUGGGGUCUCGAGCGGACCGCCUCGGGCCUCAGCAGCGACGGCAUCCCCACCCAGCGAAACCGCGACGUCACCAUGGGAGGCGAUACCCCGACCAGCGCCGCCGCCAUGCAGGAACGUCGCGACGCCCGCAUGAUGGACGGCACCACCACCGACGGCUCUGGCGUGCCCGGCGACGAGAUGUACGUUGACACCACCAACAAGGCCCCCGUCCCCACCUCACAAUUCUCCCAUCAACCCAACAUCCACACGACGACGACGGCCAGGGACACGGCCGAGCGUCUGUUGCGCGAGAGGCUGGACGGCGGCGAGUCGCGGGCGGGCAACACUGCGCUGGGGAGUUCCCAGAGCGGCGAGAACCUCGGCAAGUUUUACUUUGAAGAGCGGAAAUAG
Molecule: messenger RNA, 1146 nt
Organism: Colletotrichum higginsianum IMI 349063
Lineage: Eukaryota; Fungi; Ascomycota; Sordariomycetes; Glomerellales; Glomerellaceae
Product: Myb dna-binding domain containing protein
Exons: 2
Coding region: 1-1146 (381 amino acids)
Source: RefSeq, a predicted model, not a curated record